Messenger RNA from Aricia agestis (brown argus), 655 nucleotides. RefSeq lists its product as uncharacterized. The coding region runs from base 37 to 468 and encodes 143 amino acids. NCBI's taxonomy places the organism in Eukaryota, Metazoa, Arthropoda, Insecta, Lepidoptera, Lycaenidae. The record is from RefSeq and is a predicted model, not a curated record. The transcript is spliced from 3 exons.
CACAGGCAAGCAUUGAUAAUUUAUAUUAGUGGUUGGAUGAUGACACAGUACCAGUUCAUUCAUAUUGCAUCAGAAGGAGUCAAUUUACCAUGCACCCAGAUCGAAGAGAUUAAAAAGAUUGAUGUCUGGCUAACAGUGGACGAAAAUUACAUGCUACUUGUUAACCACUUGAGCUAUGUAGGCGGUAACAAAACAUCAGCAAUAUUAAGGAGGAUUCUUGAAAAACUGUUUUCAAACAAACUUGCGGAAAUCUGUAAUUGGUCAGGCAAAAAUGGAAAACAUAAGCUACAAGAUCACCUUUUAAUUAAAGUUGUUACUGAAGCUCUCCGUCGGCACAAAGUCGCCGAAACGGCUACAGAAAACGAGAUAAAGACCGUGGUCAGCAACUGGUUCCGCUUCUGCAAAGAUAGAGAUGGAGGUCGAGAAAGCAGACGCAGGACAAUUGAGCCAACUUCUAUCCAGCAAUAAUCAACGUUACACAGGGCUGUCAACUAGAAAUAAGAAAAGACAUUUAGCCUUAAAGAUACAAGAAAUAUCUGUAGAGUUAAACGGGCUCAGUGGGGAAACUAGUCCACCUAAUCAACCAUAUACUGUAGAUGUCGGUAACAGUAAUUUUACUCGUGAAUCAAACUAUACAAAUAAUAUGCUCGGUGAC